AUGUGGAUUCUACCACUCCUUGGCUACCUUGGCCUGCUGCUAGGCUUUCUCUUCCUCACGCUAGCCAUAGCCUCAGGUCUCUACUACCUCAGCGAAUUGGUCGAAGAACACACCGUCCUCGCCAAAAAAGUCCUCACCCGCCUCAUCUACGCCAUCAUCGCCCUACACACGCUCCUCCUCCUCGACCGCCUCCCGCCCCUUCUCUCCCUCUUCAGCAUCGCCUCCCACAUCCUCUACUCACUCAAUCUCCGCCGCUUCCCCGUCGUCAAACUCACCGACCCCGUCUUCCUCGCCUCCUGCGUCGUCGUCCUCCUAAACCACUGGCUCUGGUUCCGCCACUUCUCCGCCCCGCCCCAGCGCAGCGCCGGCAGCGGAGGGAGAUACAACUACUACGACCAACAGGCGAAUAUCCCGACGUUCACGGAGAUUGCGAGUUUCUUCGGGCUGGGGGUGUGGUUGGUGCCGUUUGCGUUGUUUGUCAGUUUGAGCGCUGGGGAGAAUGUGCUGCCGAGUAUGGGCAGUGAGUAUGCGACGGGGGCUGGGAGCAGUUUUAUCAGUCCCGGGCAGGAGGCGCCGGCUAUGAGUUCGUCGAUGGGAAUGGGUGGGGGUGUGAAUGGGCCGAUCAGGACGAGGCAUAAGAGGAGUAAUACGCAGACGGGCAUGGCUAAGGCUGCGGUGAAUGGUGUGAGGGAGUGGGUGGGUGAGACGGGGGAGUUGAUGGGGUUCUGGAAGGGGGAGAGGACGAGGCCGUUAUGA
Zasmidium cellare ATCC 36951 is the source of this 756-nucleotide messenger RNA. RefSeq lists its product as uncharacterized. Gene Ontology annotation, biological process: endoplasmic reticulum to Golgi vesicle-mediated transport. Bases 1 to 756 code for a protein of 251 amino acids. NCBI's taxonomy places the organism in Eukaryota, Fungi, Ascomycota, Dothideomycetes, Mycosphaerellales, Mycosphaerellaceae. The transcript is spliced from 3 exons. Gene Ontology annotation, cellular component: COPII-coated ER to Golgi transport vesicle; endoplasmic reticulum membrane; Golgi membrane. Gene Ontology annotation, molecular function: COPII receptor activity. The record is from RefSeq and is a predicted model, not a curated record.